AUGGCUGAAUACGAAGCAUGCAUCCUUAAAAUCAUAAUGGAAAUCGCCAUGAACAUCAAAGAACUUUUGGUCAUAAGGGAUUCUGAUCAAUUGAUACACCAAGUCCAAGGGGAAUGGUCCACCAGGAAUGUCAAGAUACUUCCAUAUAUGCGCUGCGUGAAGGAGCUAUGCAAGAAGUUCACAAAGAUUGAUUUCAAGCAUGUCCCCAGGAUUCAAAACACGUUCAUUGAUGCCCUUGCAACCUUAUCAUCUAUGAUUCAACAUCCAGACAAGAACUACAUCGACCCUAUCGAGGUAGAGAUCAGGGAUCAACAUGCCUAUUGCUUCUAUGUAGAUGAAGAACCAAAUGGUAAAGCAUGGUAUCUCGACAUCAAGAAAUUCCUUGCAACUAGAGAAUACCUGGAGAAUGCUACUAAUGGUCAAAAUCGAGCCCUCAGGAGGCUGGAAAACCAAAUGUUCCUCAACGGGGAAGCCCUGUAUAGAAGGACCCCAGACUUAGGUUUGUUGAGAUAUGUAGACGCCACUGAGGCAACCAGACUAUUAGAAGAGAUACAUGUAGGAACGUGCGGACCUCACAUGAACGGGUUCACAUUAGCUAAGAAGAUCUUGAUAGCUGGAUACUUUUGGGGAACUAUGGAAAGUGACAGUAUCCGCUACGUACAGAAGUGUCACCGGUGCUAG
Messenger RNA from Nicotiana tabacum (common tobacco), 681 nucleotides. RefSeq lists its product as uncharacterized. The record is from RefSeq and is a predicted model, not a curated record. NCBI's taxonomy places the organism in Eukaryota, Viridiplantae, Streptophyta, Magnoliopsida, Solanales, Solanaceae. Gene Ontology annotation, molecular function: nucleic acid binding; RNA-DNA hybrid ribonuclease activity.